Parnassius apollo (apollo) is the source of this 465-nucleotide messenger RNA. The record is from the annotation of a GenBank genome assembly. Lineage: Eukaryota; Metazoa; Arthropoda; Insecta; Lepidoptera; Papilionidae.
AUGAUAACUGUGUUGUUGCAGAAAUCAUUGAGCUUUGAUGAAAAUACCUAUAAAUACUACUCGCCACUCUCCCCUCAAGAAGAGACUGAUGACAUCGUCAUUAAUAAUAACACAUGCGAUGGUGGAAAAAGAAAAUCGCAAUCGAUUGAUCAUUUUUUUGAAGCUGAAUCAAACAUAAAAAAGAGGAAGCUGUUGUCAUCAAGCGUAGCACGAGCCGCUAGAGAUGGUGUAUCAUACAUUUCUACUAAUUCUGACGACGGAGACCAAGCGACGCAUCUCAUCAAAAUUGAAAUGUACGAUAUGAAGAAGCUAUCCAAGAUUCCAACUACUGAUCAUUGGAAACAUGCUUCCACGAGGAUUAAAUAUUACGUUAAGACUAAUAAGGAUAGCAUCUACGACAACACAAACGCCCUCGUAUACAAUAUUACAAAGACAAUAGCAGAAAGUGAAAAAGUUAAAAAAUAA